CCACUGGCUCGCUCGGUGCUGAAGUUGGGCGGAUGGACGGAAAACACCGCUGAUGGAGAUAAAACGGCAGCAUGCAAUCUCAACGCGUGAUACCCCCGAUAUCCGCAUAAACACGUGUAACGACACGCUUAUAGAAGACUGACAUCUAGAACAAAAGGGAUGUCUUAUCCUGGAUCAUUUAGCCCUUGACUCAAGGAAAGGGUGUGCCUGCAAAUACCAGGUGUUUGAAACCUACCUCCACCCACCUCCCGCAUUCUCCAUCAGGCAUGAUAAGAGAAGAUACAAGAGGCCACAUUUUGUUUUCCUGCACUCUGCCUGUCUCAACAUUUGACAUUACAGUCAUGAUUUUCUUACCUGGUCUUCGGAUGGAUCGCUGCUAAUUUGCAUGCCGCAGAGUGUGAGUGGAGUUGAAAUGAGGAAAAGGCAGCAGGGACGCAUUGAAGGACCCCCACAGGCGCCUGGUCACCCGAGGCCCAACACCUGCUGUCUGUGCUGGUGUGGAUGCUGCAAAUGCCUCUGGAAUGAAGACAGAAGGGAACGUUCAGAGAGGCAAACAUGUACAAAGAUGGAUAGCAUAGAAGCGACAGAGGAACAGCAUCCCACACUGGAUGAGGUGAUUGCCUGGUCACGGAGCUUUGAGAUGAUGAUGCGCUCUCCAGAAGGGAGUGAUGUUUUCCGGGAGUUCUUGCGGUCCGAGUACAGCGAAGAAAACCUGAUGUUCUGGAUCGCCUGUGAGGAACUGAAGAAAGAAAGCAACUCAUCUGCUAUCGAUGAAAAAGCCAGGAUCAUUUAUGAAGACUACGUCUCCAUUCUUUCGCCAAAAGAGGUCAGCUUGGAUUCACGGGUGAGGGAAGUCAUCAACCAAAGCCUGACAGAACCCAGCAGUACGAUGUAUGAGGAGGCCCAGCUUCAGAUCUACACCCUCAUGCACAGAGACUCCUUCCCCAGAUUUCUCAACUCAUCUGUUUACAGGGAUCUCCUUAACAGCAAGAGGGCCUGCUUAGACACCUAGGUUUCAGCAAGAACAUUUGUGACAAAAAAGCCCCAAGGUGCCACUUUCAAAAGGUGUGAUGUUUCUUAUUUCAAGAGUGAGUAGUUAAGCAAUUCUGAGCAUCCACUAGUGACCCUGAAGUUCAGUUCUGUUUAAGUGCCAAUAUGAGCUGCUCAGGCAACUGUGACACAGAAAAAACGUGUAGGAAAACUGACAGAUCCAUACUUCCUACUCUCAACUUGUCUUUUUUUCAUUCACCUGUUUUGUCUCUUUUGACUCCUCAAAUCUCCUUUCUAUUCCUGUUUACCUCACCUGUUCUCUUUAUCUCUCUAUUUUCUUUCUACCUGAUCCUUUCCAUCUUUUAUGCCUCCCAUAUCUGAGGACAGCUGAAUAAUGUUAUUAUUAUUUUUUUUAAAGAAAAUCAAAAAACAAACGGAUAAGCGCCGGUAGAUGUUAAGCUAGAAAACCUUUGCAUGAAACAAGGUUAUGGAAUUUACUCUAGUUUGACAUUUAAGCCCUGGACUACAAUGUUUUUUUUUAUUAAAAAAAAAGUUUUUUUAUGCUGUCAUGGGGAGAGAACAUUGUAAAGCUCUUGUAAGCGAAGGGAAAAUUAGCUGUGCCAAUUGUUUUGUAAAAGAGAAGCUGGGAAGCGUAACCGCCGUCCAAACUCUUUCUUUGCGUGUCGACAGUUCUUUAACUGGGAAACAUAAGGGCUAGCUAGUGUGAUUGGGCAGCUAAAUGAAUCAUGAACAUUUCUUUCUCUCUGCAAAAAUCACAAUGCCUCGACAAUGAGUAAGGGCACAAAAGCUGCUGAUGCUGGUGACGACACAGUUUAUUGUGUGAGUCCUCCUAGCCCCUCCCAGUCCGUAACUAACAGAGAGAAGCACAGGUACUGUAUGUCGUGGGCUAUAAGCUUCGCUGGAUUGACCGAGAAUUGCUUGAAAAUCAUUCACCAACGUUCUGGAGGUUCUUAAAAGAGCUUCGAAUUGUCUUACACAUUACAGAAAUGUAUUUUAUUAAACAAAAGUGUAGUGAACACUAUGCCUUGUUUUUGAGAGUUACACUAGAUCUGUUUAAAAUAACUGUGAUCGCCGAGACCUGCUCGAUGAGGUGGCGCGACGAAGUCGGAUCCAUCAGGGAAACUUUGGUUUCUGUCUGUUUUGCGACGAGGAGCGGUCAUUCUCGGUCAUUUUCACAGCUCGGAAAACGGCAGGUUAUCGAAAACAAGUCAGUCUUUUUUGUAAUACUUUUCUCCAGCAUGCGUUUCUUCUGUUGUGUCAUGUACACAUUGCAAUACUCAACCCAGAUAUGAUGUGAACCUCUGCGGGAAGCAUCAUGUUGAAGAUGAUACUUAUAACAGAUGAUUUCCUUUAGAGGUUUAGACGUGUGUCCCUCAAGAAUGACAGCUUUUCAGCUCCAUGUUGUUGGAUUCAAACUUGAAUGUUGCUGUUCAAUUUUCUAGACAUUUAUGUGCUAUUGCAAUCGCAGCAGCCAGUGCAUGAAAACACGAUAUUUAAAAUACUGGUGUGUUAAACCACUCUCUCACCUUUUAUUCAAGAGUGAAUUGCAUUUAAACCAACGUUUUCUGGUCACCAUACCCAACCUCAAAGUGUAAUUUUCCCUGAACUCUUGUGCCAAUGAAUGAACGUUUGUUAAGUAAGUCAUGAUCAAGUUUGUUGUUGUUGGGCUUUCUUACUGGUGCUCUGAGAGUUAAGUGCCAUUCACUCUGCAGGUUUACCACAUUAAAAUGAAAACCUUUGUCACUUUUCAGAGUGCAUAGCUAUCCUUCUUUGAAGUAUUUGUGUGUUUGAGCAUCAGCCAAUGUGAGUAGCUCCUUCAUUUAUGUUGUUUUACAAACCGAAUAGUAGUUUACUUACUGAAGCAGCGAACCAUCAUGGGAAGCUUGGCUUUCCCACGUUUCUAAAACAAAAUUAUUGAAUUUUCUUGUUUGUUUUAAAAGAAAAAAAAUCAUGUCAUUAAAGAAAUGAGCAAUAAAUCAAAAUUGUCUUGCUCUAAAAAAAAAAAAAGAAAGAUCCUGCAUGACACAUGGACAUUUACCAAACUAUAUUUAAGGGGGGAAAUCAGAGGUUGACGAAACUGACACACACUUACUGUAAGUGUUACGAUAAAUGUCAAUGAAAAAUAAUGUGACUGUAUGGCUAUUUCAAUCUGUACAUGUCAGUGAUCCAGGAAGUCCAACAUCAUAGAGGUUAUUGAAACUACUGGACAGGGAACAAAGUGAAUAUAUGAUUAUUUAAGGUCACUUUAAAGCAGAUAUGGAC
Messenger RNA from Sinocyclocheilus rhinocerous, 3273 nucleotides. RefSeq names its product regulator of G-protein signaling 17-like. The coding region runs from base 386 to 1012 and encodes 208 amino acids. NCBI's taxonomy places the organism in Eukaryota, Metazoa, Chordata, Actinopteri, Cypriniformes, Cyprinidae. The transcript has 6 exons. The record is from RefSeq and is a predicted model, not a curated record.